Molecule: messenger RNA, 10923 nt
Organism: Volvox carteri f. nagariensis
Lineage: Eukaryota; Viridiplantae; Chlorophyta; Chlorophyceae; Chlamydomonadales; Volvocaceae
Exons: 53
Coding region: 1-10923 (3640 amino acids)
Biological process (GO): DNA repair; microtubule polymerization
Molecular function (GO): DNA polymerase binding; calcium ion binding; tubulin binding
Source: RefSeq, a predicted model, not a curated record
AUGGCAAGCGUGUAUGACAAUAUACGCGCAGCGUGGCAGCAAAACGAGAGCUCUGAAGCUCUCCUGGAUUUGCUCUUGCAAAACGGCGCGGCAGCUGAAGUUGCGCAGCACAUCCGCUCAAGCGAAGCUCCGCAGGAGGAUGUUGGCCUGCUGGAACGCUGCUUCCAGGCGCUCCGCAAGGUCGCCCUCAGCGGCACCCUCCUCAGCGCUGCUGACGACGACGAUGGCACUGGGGGCGGUGGCGGCGAACACGGUGAGCUCGUCCAGCGGCGGCUGCAGCGCGCGGCUGCGGUCCUUUUUAAGGCUGGCGUAUCCGCCAUAACUGGCGAUGGCAGCAGCGGGGCCGCUGGCAACCGCGGCAGCGCCGCCGGCAACGAUGGUAAUGACUCACAUCUCAGCGCCUACACGUUCAUCCUCCUGGACAACCUGGACCUACUCAACUUCCAGCAGCUAGCUGCGCUGCUAUCGGACAUCUGUCGCGGGGUGGAAGGCGGCUCCUCGGGCACUCCCCGGCUGCUACAGCUGCUGCCCAAGACUGCCGUACGUUUACUGGAGGCGGGGGCACCCGAGGAUGAGGCGGAGGAGGAGGACGGCGCCGCCGGUGGCGGCGCACCUGCCGCCGCGGCGGCGGCACGCCACGUGGACACCGCACUGCACCGCAUCACACAUGCGGAUUGGGUUUCGGAGAGCGGCGGUAGCUAUGCCGUACAGAUUAUGGAGGCGCUGCGGGAUGUGCCCAUGACCCCCCAACAGCUCCACUGUGUGGUGGCCAAGUCACUGUCGGUGUGUGGGGCCUGUACGGAUCUCGCCGCCCUGCCCGCCCUGCUGAGGCAGCUGUUGAGGCUGGCGGCGCUGGGGCAGCGGGCGCUGGUGCUGAGGGGCGUUCUGGCGCUAUUCGACAGGCUUGAAGCCCAGCACUGCAAGGCACCAGACUCGGCUGCCCCCGGAGCCGGUGCUGGCGGGGCCCGGGGCCCGCCAUCGCAGGUACUGCAGAACGUCGAGGGUACGGCACUCGUCAUCAUCGCCGACGCGUUCAAGUACGACAGCGCGCUAGCGGAGGAGCUCCUCCGCUCCGUGCGGUGUUCCUCCGCAGCCCCCAGUCCCUUCUGUCUGCUGCUGCUCUUCACUCUGGCCCGGCAACACAAACUGGAUAGCCAGGUGGUCAGCCUUCUCAAGGCCAUGGUGGUGACGGCAUUCGAGUGGGACACAAUCCGGGGCCGUAGCGCUUGGCUCUCCUCCAUGCCCCAACUGCCCCGACCCACGGGUCAGCAACUGAGGACGGCACUGCUGAGGGCCACCAGGUACGGCGGUGUGGGGGGUGAGGUCGUGGUUCCAGGCAUCCUAGCCCUGGGUGCUGCCCUAAUGGCAGGAUGUCCACCCGAGGAGCUGCUGCCGCUGGUGAAGCUCAAUGAUGCGGCGCUGGCAGCGGCGGAGGCGGAAGCGGCCGCGGCGGCGGAGCAGCAGCAGGGUAGGCAACAGCAGUAUCAACAGCAGCACAGAGGCCCCGGCGCUGCUGCCCGAGACCCCGCUGCCGACUCAGCGGCCCCUUGGGAGCCCGCGGGUCCCCCACCCCCCCAACGGGGCUCCGCCGCGCUUCAGAGCACUCUCCUGGGUAUCCAACUGCUGCAGGCCGCCUUCGAAACCCACCGGGAAGCUCGACCCGAUGUGCUGCGACUGUGUCAGCAGGCGCUAGGCAGCAGCAGUACGGCGCCGUGGGUUGGUGGGGUGGCGGGCCUGGGCGGGGUGGCGCUGGGGGCAGGGGGACCCCAGGACCUCUCGCUUGCGGCGGUGGUGUUGCUGAGUAACCUGGUGGCGAGGUACCCGGCGCUGCUGUACGAGCAUACCGCCAGACUGAAGGACACCUUCCAGAACUUCCUGCUCCUGCCCGCGCCCUCCGCUCUCGGCCUAUUGCUGGGCUGCUGGCCUCUGGCUCGCACUCGUCAGGACCUGGCUAACCAUCUGGUGAUGCUUCUGAGGAAGGUCAUGUUCGCCAGAGAGGCAGCGAGCAGGCUGGUGGCUGUUCGCGGCUUUCUAUUCAUUCUGUUGCAGCAGCUGCGGGCCGCAGCCGGGGGGCCCGUGGCGGAGGAUGAGGACGGGCUCGGCUUUCUGCGCCGUGCGCUUGGUCAGCAGGCCACCGUACGGGCGGCGCUGUACGCAGGACUGUCCGACAUAAUCUUGGUUGAUCCAGGCUCGCGGGAUGUGGUUCUGGAGCUGGUGGCUCCCCAGUUUUAUCGCUACUUGACAGACGGUGCGGCCAUGCCGCCAUUGCAAGUCAAGUUGCUAGUUGGCGGAGGCAACGGCGCAGAGCCGGUAGUCCUCCUGGAGCCACUGCCGGCGCUGCUGGCAUGUGUACGGCGGCUGGUGGCUUUGUGCCGGGACCCGUGGGUCAGUGACGACGACGGCGGCCCUGGGGGCGUCGGUGGCGUACGGCAGCACGGUCUGGGGGUGCUGGUGGAUGAUGAUGAGGAUAAUGGAGGGGGUAAUGCCGGGGGGAAGGAUGUGGUUAUGGUAGUUGAUGACGAGUACGACGAUGCGGAGGGCGCAGAGGGAGCUCAGCUGACCGAUCUCGCAAUACGGAGUCUGGUGCGGGCCUGGGACAGUUUUGCCCGGCGCCUGAUUCGCUGCGAGGCCGAACACUUCGACCUCAACUGCGCCGCCGACCUAAACCCAGCCACUGCCAGCGGCGCCGCCAAGCAGCUGCAGGCUUGCUGCCUACUGGGUGCAGUGGAGGUGGUGAUGGAGGAGCUGGUCACUAUUGCCACCGGACCACGCGGCCCUGAAACCGCCGUACGUACCGGCGAACGCCUCGCCCGGGCCUUCGAGCUCCACUGUCGAGUGUACGACCUCGCGCGGGAAGCCAAGGCGCCAAGCGGCUCCAGAACCAAGCAGGCCGCAACUGAGACCGCAGUCGGCAGCGGCGGCGAUGGAUCCAACGGCGGCGCCACCGGCACCGCCACCGCCAUCGGCGGCACCGCGCCGCAAUGCCCCGGCGGCGGCGGCGGCGGCGGCACUGCCGCCGGCUCCUUGAAGCGUCCUCGCGACGCCGCCAACUUGAAGUGCGCCGACCUUAUCCCCGUGGACCAGCGCCCGUCCGCCAUGUCGUCCUCUUGCCUGGCUAAGCUGUGUAGCGGAGUGCUGAGGGACGGACUGGCGGCGGCACCGCUGACGGCUUCGGCGGCGGCGGCGGCAGUGGACGCGGACACCGGCCCCAGCGCACACACCCGCCUGGCCCGCAGCGCCGUCUUCCAGGCCUUCGUCCUGCGUAGCUGUUUGAACUGCGUGAGGGCGGCUGCGGCCACAACGAGUGGGGCGCUGGCGGACGCGCUGGUGGAGUGUGCGGCGCGGCGGCUGGGCCGUGCGGCGGCGCGGGAGGCAGCGGCGGGGGUGGUGGCGACUGGGUCGGGAGCGCAAUGUGCUGGCGGCAGCAGUGGCGGUGGUGGUAGUGGUAGUGAUGGCGCGCGCCGCGAGGCGGCGGCGGCGGACUCCCUCGCGGCGCUGGCGGUGUCCUGCAUGGGGGAGUUGUUGUCCGCCGCGGCUGCACUCGGCGGCCUGGAGGCGGUGGCCUGGGUGCUGGGAGGACUGCCCAUACAUUCCCAAGACACGCAGGCACAGGUGGACGAGCGAGACCUAUCCCCUGAGGACAUCGUAUUGGCCCGUCUGCCUCACUUCGCUGACAUGCUGGCUCGCCUCAUGUCCACCAGCAGCUUCAAGGAGGCCACUUCGCUGGUGGAAGUGGUGGUGGCGGUGGCGAGGAUGCUGCCACUGUCGGCUCGGCGACAGGUCAGCGACACGUGCUGGGAGCUGACGCACCAGACUGAGCCGCAGGUGACCCACGCGGGAUUGGUGCGGGCGCUGGUGGCGGCUUACGUGACGUUACGAGGCAAGUCUGAGAUGGAGGCUCUGCUGGCCGUCGCAAAUAACGUGCAGGAGGUGGUGGGCAAGGCGGGGCGCGAGACGCAGGAGGAGGUGACCGCCCCUGGAGCCCUCAAUGAGGGCACCGCCCAGCUCGCGGCGCUGGAGGUGUUGCGGCUGCUGGAGGGGCACCUGGCGGAGGGGGAGGAGCUGCUGGCAGCUGUGGUGGUCAAGGGGGGAGCGGCAGGGGCCGCCUCGGCAGCUGCGGCUGCGGCUGCGGUGGCGGCGGUGGAAGGUGAUGGAGCGAGUGGCAGCCGAGGCGGUCGUAGUGGCGGUGCGGGCGGCGGAGCGGGUGUUGCACGGGGCGGCAGCACCGCGGGCGCUGGUGCAGCGGCAGCUCGCUGUGUCUCUCAGUUGGUUGAGGCGUUGUGUCGUCGUCUGUCUGAGGUGGUUGAUGUGUUGCAGGUGGUGGUGCAGACACGGCUGGGCUACACGCAGGUAUUGGAGGUGCAGGUGGAGGUGCUGGUGAAGGUGUACCGGCUGCUGGGAGCGGUGGCCAAGGCGCAUCUGCCACCCAAGGGUUCCUCUUCCGCCGCCUUCACUGCUGUCCUGCCGCCACCACCUCCUCCACUCAGCCGCUCCUUCCAGGACCUUGUUUCGCUGGUCCACCGCGGGCUGACCCCCCCCGUGUACGCCGCGGUGUCGGACGAUCUGUCGGCCCCGGCCGGAGGGGAGGAGGGCGUCUCAACACGGCUGUCUCGCGCCAAGCUGAAGCGGGACGCCAAGGCAUACUCACAGCUAGUUCACGCCGCAGUGCUGGCAGUGCUGGCAGUGCUGGUAGUGCUGGCAGUGCUGGUAGUGCUGGCAGUGCUGGCAGUGCUGGGAGUGCUGGCAGUGCUGGCAGUGCUGGCAGUGCUGGCAGUGCUGGCAGUGCUGGCAGUGCUGGCAGUGCUGGCAGUGCUGGCAGUGCUGGCAGUGCUGGCAGUGCUGGCAAUUGAGGAGUGGGAGAAGCAGCUGCUGGCGCUGGAGAAGGCGUUUAAGGCCGUGGCGGAUGACCCCGAUGGCCCAGCGCCAGUCGCCGAGCCUGAGCCUGGCCCAAAGCGAAUUGGCGAAUCUUCAAAUGGACCCGAUCCAGGAGGUCUGGAAGGUCCUCUUCGCUCCAUCAGCCCCAGGCCUCCGCUCGUCCGCCAGGAGACGAGCCCGGAGCGUGCCGCGGUGCCCCCCUCCGUGCGGUAUGCUGAUAUGUUUCGGAUGUACGACACUGACAAUGACAAUGCCAUCGACCAUGCCUCCAUGGUCGCGGCCUUUGGCCAGCUGGGUCUCCUGAAUGGCCUCAACCCGAAGCUUUUGGCCCAAGUUCUCGGCCUCAAAGGAUCGGAGGCUGCCAUCCGCGCCCGCAUCUACCCACCACACGAGUUUCUCGCCCACUGCGAGCGACUCGCGCACUGGCAGGCCCGCCAGGCCCGAGAGCAUCGCAUCAAAGUGGCCUCCAAAGUCCCGGGCAUCCCUCGAGGCGCGGAACGCGCUGAGCUGCUGCGUCGCGUGUAUCACCGCUAUGCGGUGACCCCCGGUAUGGGCCGGUUGGUGACGGAUGCGGAUUACGCGGAGCCUAGGAUGACGAGCAUUCAGUUGCAGAAGGUGGUGCAAGACAUGGGCCUUAUGCAGCCGGCAGGCCCACUGAGCAUUGUUUCUGUGGACCUGACGUUCACAAAGUGCAAGGCGCCAGGUACCCGAAAGAUGGGGUAUCCGCAAUUUCUUAAAGCGCUAGCGGCGCUGGCGGAGCAGAGUGGGGCGGACGUGUGGGCAGCAGCCAAUGCCUUGGGGCUCAAGCUGCGACCUGCAGAGCCCCCGCCCAUGGAGGCCGUGUUUGGUACGGGCUACCGGUACGAUGAAGAUCCAGGCACGUAUUACGCGGAUCAGGAGCUUCCCGUGGAUGAGUUUGGCACCGUGCAGUAUUACUCCCAGAAGGCGCUGGACCUUUCGGGAGGCGCUGGGGUUGCUGGCCCCGACGACGAGCCCGGUGUGACGACCUCACUUCCGAACGGCCUUGGCACCAUGCUGGGAGGCCGUAGCCGGGGCCCCGGAGGGUUUCCUGGUGCCGGAGCGGCCGGCAGCGGUUUGUCUCCGCUUCCCCGGGAGGCCUUUGGCGCCGCAUCUGAGACCGGAGAGGGUCUGAUUAAAGAACCCCUGCUUGGGGGGGGAGCGGGCGGCUCUGCGGGAGGUACUCUAUCGGCGGCUCGUACCCUGAGCGGAAUCGCAGCACUCCCUCAGGGACAGGCCGUACUGGCCGCCUUCAAAUCCGGCAGCGGCGGCAGUGAUGCCUCGGUGGGUAAGCCCAUCCGGGCCUUUGCGACACCGCCUAACGGCACCACGCUGGCGGGAGAGGUCGACGGUGUCACCGCCGCACAGAUGCAGCAGAGAAUGGAGGCGCUGGAGCGGCAGCUGCAGGCUCAGGCAGCGGCUUUGGAGGAAGCUCGCGCUGCCGCAGCGGCAGCACAGCUUGCCGCCGCUGGCGGCAAGGGUGACGACGGCUUCCUUGAGGGGUCCGGGCCCAGUUCGCUGUUGGCUCGGCUGGCGGCGUGCGAGGCGGGCUUGGCGGCGGAGAAGGCGGCCGGAGCGCGGCGGGAGAAGGAGCUGGCAGCAGCUGCAGCGGCGGCAGCACGCCGUGACAAGGAGCUAGAGGAGCUUAAGGCCGCCACGGCGCGGCGGGAUAAGGAGCUGGAAGAUCAGCGGCAGCAGAUGGAGCAGCUGAAGGGGGCGGCUAUUGCGGCGGCAGCCGUCAAGGAUGGCAGGGACGGGAAGGACGGCGCGACUGCCCUGGCAGAGCUGGAUAGGCGCAUCCAGGAGCUGCAGAACCGCCCGGCCGAGGUGGGGGCCACGUCAGUGGCAGCAAACAAGGCGGGCAGUGGCAAGACUGGAGCGGCGACGUCACAGGCGGCCAAGUCGGUGGCAGCCGCGGCUGCGGAACUAGCGGCGGCGACAGGCGCCAUUACCGCCCGCAACCGGCAGCUGGGCGACCAGGGCCCCGGAAAGGAUGGCGCAGCGGGUGCAGUCGGCGCAGCAGGUUCUGUGGGUGCUGCAGGUGCCGUGGGUGCGGCAGGUGUGGUGGGUGCGACAGGCGCUACGGGUGCGAAAGGUGCGGUGGGUGCGACAGGCGCUGUGGGUGAGAGAGGUGUGGCCGGUGCUGCCGGCGCCAACGGCAUGGCAGGCGCCAAUAAUGGUCCCACGGGCAGCGGCUCUCCUAUCGAGCAGCAGAAGGCCGCUGCGGCCAAGGAUGCUCGUGACGCGCUUCUGGCGGCUAUACGCGGCGACAUCAACGCCAUCCAAGCGGCCCUGGGACAGAUCCUGAAGAAUGCAGCCCGCCCGGGCCGGGGCGGCCUGGGUGCGGGCGGCAGUGAAGAUGUGGCCGCCCUCGCCGCCGCAGCAGCGGAGGACCGGGAGAAGCUGAAGCAGCUCCAGGAUCUCGUGAUGGCGCUACAGGACGAUGCUGCAGCUGCCCGGGCAGCGGCAGAGGCCGCGGCGCAGCGAGCAGAGCAGAUGGAAGUUGAAGUUGCAGCCGCCGCUGCCGCAGCGUCGGCGGCGGCGGCUGCCGCUGCAGCGGCAGUCGCGUCCGCCCCACCGGCGGAGGCCGAAGAAGAAAGCGAAGCCGCGAAUGCGGAGGGCUCGCUAUCCUCACCAACGGGAGCGGCAACAGCAGAUCCCAAGGUCGCGGCUAGACCUGGAGUUGGGAAGGCUGGACCGGGCGGUAAGAAGGCCGCUGGAUAUGAUGGCAGCGGUGGUGGCAAUGCCAGUAGCUCAUCAGCCGCCGUAGGUGGCCCAUCCGCCUCGGAUGACUUGUCCCGCAUGGCCGCGUCACUUCCCGCAGCCCUGGCAGAGCUGGAUAGGCGCAUCCAGGAGCUGCAGAACCGCCCAGCAGAGGUGGUAGGGACAAUUGGGUCGGGAACAGCGGCAGGUGGAGGUUCCAGUGGUGCCAGCGCGAAUGCAGGCAAGGUGGAUACCAAGGCAGGAGCGGCGCCAUCGGCAGCGACGUCACAGGCGGCCAAGUCGGUGGCAGCCGCGGCUGCGGAGCUGGCGGCGGCGACUGGCGCCAUUACCGCCCGCAACCGGCAGCUGGGCGACCAGGUCAAGGCGAUGGAGGAGCAGCUGAAGCAGCUGCUGGCCAACGUAGCCAAGCUGCCAGAGCAGGGUGAGAACAAUGAAGGGACUGCCGGCACAAUCAGUGAUGUUGCUGGAGAUGAAGGUGGCGCUGGUGCCGAGCCUGGAACCCCUGGACUCGGCGCACCCACAGCGUCGAGCCCUACUGGUAAGGCUGCACGUGCAACCGGAGGCAAAGGUACCAGAGGCGACGUGGACGGAAAGGCCAGUGCAACCGAUCCCAACCGUAUGACUGGAGCCAGCAGUGGCGCCGCAGGAGCCACUGCCGGCACCGAGCAGCAGAAGAAGGCAGCGGCGGCCAAGAAUGCUCGUGACGCGCUUCUGGCGGCUAUCCGCGGCGACAUCAACGCUAUACAAGCAGCGCUAGGACAGAUCCUGAAGAAUGCAGCCCGCAAGAGCCGGAGCGGUGUGGGUGUGGGCAGCGGCGAAGAUGUGGCCGCCCUCGCCGCCGCAGCAGCUGAAGAUAGGGAGAAGCUGCAGCAGCUCCAGGAUCUCGUGGCGGCGCUACAGAAGGAGCUGGCCGAAAGCGGCGCAAAGGCUGGCGAGGCGCUGGACGCCGCUAAGAACGCCGAGGAUGAUGCUGCGGCUGCGCAGGUCACUGCUACAGCCGCUCUGGCAGCAGCUGCUGCCGGUAAUGGCAACGGCGCAGGGGCCGGAAGGAGUGAUGGAAAGGACGGGAGUGAUGGCAAGGACGGCACGGUGGUGGCAGCAGUGGCGGCAGCGCCGCCAGUGGCCUCGGCCGCAGCGGCGCUUGCGGCAGCAGCGGAGCUUGAGGCGAUGCGGGCAGCUCGCAUGGCGGCAGAUGCCGCAGCGAAUGCGGCUAAGCUUGCAGCUGCGGAGGCCAACGCUGCCGUCAAGAAACUGGCGGCGGCAGCAGAGGUCGCCACCUCCGCUGGCGAUGCUGCCAAGACUGCUGCGGUCAGAGCGGAGACUGCCGCAGCGGCGGCGACCGGUGCUGGCGAUGCCGCAACUGCGGCGGUGUCCAGGGCCGUGACGGCGGCGGCAACGGUGAUAAACACAGGCGAAGCCGCCAAGGCGGCGGCGGCGAGGGCCGAGGCUGCUGCGGAAGCGGCGGAGGACGCUGCUGCAAAGGCUGCUAUGGUACCGGCAAUGGACAUCGUGAAGACGGCAGGGGAGGCCCCGGAUGCUGUCUCCGUCGUGCCCGUCGACGAGAUGAACGAGUUGCUUGUAAAGGCGGAGGCAGCUACGUCUGCCGCAUUGGCUGCUGCAGAGGCAGCAAAGGCCGCCGCUGAGGCGGCGGUGGCGGCAACGGAGGCCGCCGCUAGCGCUACCGAAACUGCCAACGCCGCCGCUUCAGACGCCGACACCGCCGCUGCGGCAGCGACCACCGCCGGUUGCGCUGCGACUCUGGCGGCAUCCGCCGCUAAUGACGCUGCCGCCAACGCCAACGAGGCGGCCGCUAACGCCAGCCCCGGUUCAUCCGCCGCCGCCGGUGCUGACGGAACCAAUGGGACCUCCAACUUGGCUGCGCUGGAGCAGCGCCUGGCAGAGCUAACGGCACAGGCCGCGGAUGCCGGUGCCGACGGUGACUCCGCCAGCCGCCAUCCAGGCAGCCGCACCCUGAAGAGCGCCGACUCGGGUAUCCAACUGGGUCGCGUUGAGGACCUGGAUAACAAGGUCAAUGCUGUGGCGGAGCAAAAUAACAAUGCCCUGGCCCAGCUGCGGAGCCUGGCCGAUAAGUUGGCAGCUUUGGAGGAACAGGUGGAUGAGGCGAGGGAGGAUGCGCUGGCGGCGAAAGCCAAUGCCACUGCCGCUGCAGCUGGUUUGGCCGCUUUGGGGGCUGGUGAGCCUUCGGAGAUGACAAUCAAGCUAAUUUCGGAGGUAGAGACCCGGUUAACAAAGGAGCUGGGCGAGGCGUUCAAGGAGCUUGUCGUCCAAGCCCAAGACUUGGACGAGAUCCGGCAACGGCUGCAGGAUUUGGAGGCAGCUGCGAAGGCCGCCGGGGCGGCGGCAGGAGCUGUUGGGGUGGUGGGCGCAGCGGGAGCCGACGCAUCCGAGAAGGACACCUCGCAUUUCGUGACGAUGCCAGAGAUGCAAGAAGUCCUGGAUGUCAUUGCGGAGAAGAUGGAGGGACAGGCCAAGCAGCUCAAGACGUUGCACCGCAUGUGCAAUGACUUGCUAGGUGACAUGCAGGAGGCUGCUCGCGAUGUGGGUCAGAUGACGGUGCAGCUCAAGACACUGGAGGAGCACCACGAAAAGCUAGCGGCGGAGGUGGAGAGACUCAAGCGCGAGGGCGGGGUGGGCCCUGCCGGUGUGGACGGCGUGGACGGCGCCAAUGGCACCAAUAGGUUCACCUCGGCUCGCCGGGCUCUGCGCUCCGCACGGGCUGAACCCUCUCCGGGGGUGGUGCCGCCGGAUGGCACCGAGCCGACGGGCGCUGCCUCCUGGGAGUCGCUGAUGGCUGCGGACGAGGCGGCGCGGAUGCGCGACUUGGAGCUAGAUCAGGGGCUGCAGGAAGUCACGGAACAAUUGGAGGAGGCCAAGGAGGGAUUCCAUAUCAAGCAGGAAGUACUGCAGCAGAUUCUACUAAGGAUUGCACGGCAGGUGGACAAGCUCCAGAACCACAUAAACCAGAUGGACGAGGGCGAGGCGGAACGGCAGAUGGUCACGCAGUUUCGAAUUUCCAAUGUGGGGGGUCUCCAAGCCACAGCGCUGAAGCUGCUUCAGACAGGCAGCAGGCCGUCCUCACCGGCGGCCGUCGCCAAGAUGCUCGCCAGCCGGAACGUCUCCCUGGACCGAUCUGCAGCCGCCGAACUGGGCCUUAUGGAAGAUAAGCCAGGGGAGGUCCUGACCGCCGCCUCCAUGGGGGCAGCUGCCGCCGCCGCCGCCGCUGCGCAACCCGCCGCCGCCGCCGCUAGCCCUGGCGCUGCGGCUCCUCCUGCUGAAGGGAAGUGA